Messenger RNA from Paramecium primaurelia, 319 nucleotides. The record is from the annotation of a GenBank genome assembly. Lineage: Eukaryota; Ciliophora; Oligohymenophorea; Peniculida; Parameciidae.
AUGCAUUAUUUGUCUGAAAAAUUUUAUGGUAAGCUUGAUACAAAUGUCUAUUACUAUUAUUAAGUCAAAAAUGAAAAUGAAAAUUAUUGCGCAUCUUUCAAUUAUUAAUGUUCCUUUUUGAAUAAUUUACUAUUCAAUAAUUAUGUUGAUCAUACAUAAGAUAAGUUAAAACCUAAACUUAUGUAAAAUGUAUAGACUAAUUAUUAUUUUCAAGGUUUUUGAAUUUGUCGAAUUUUUAUAACAAAAUAAAAAAGCAUAUUUUAAAGAUUCCUCAAGAAGAGAACUUGAAAAAAGUUUUGAACAAUAUUAUUAAAUUUGA